GAAAAACUUCAGCAAGCCGAGGCUCUCCUGAGGAGAGCAGAGACUGAACUCAAAGACAGAGACACCAGGGCCAGGGCCUGCGAAGGCCACCUGCAAAGUUCCCGGGCUGAAGUCAGUGCCCUGGCCCAACAAAGAGACUAUUUAAAAAAUGAACUUGAUAUGGUUCACCGAGAGCUUAAAUAUGCAUAUAGACUGCAAAGUGACUCUGAAAGGGAAAUGCACACCACAGAAUUUCCCCUAACCAGCAGAUUGAUACCUCCUAGCCAAGGGUUUCCAGUUCGAAAGGGGGGUGAGAGCCCACUGCUCAAGACAUCACCUGCCAGCAUCCCUGAACCCCCAGCAGCAGCAAGGGGGUGGGAGCCUUUUCAAAGGCUGUCUUCCAGUCACGGCGUGUCACCUAAAGAAUUGGAUAAGCUGGCUAGAAACAUUCCCACUUUCACUCCAAACCCUGCAGGAGGCCACGAUGUGCACGCCUACUUAAAAACAUUGGACUUUCACUUGCAAACUGUUGCCAAUGUUACCACAAGAGACAGACUCUAUCUGCUCCGAAUCACCGCCAGCCGUGAGGUGAGGAGCUUUCUAGACAGGCAGCCAGAAACGGUCGAAGGGGAUUACCAGCAAAUGCAGCAGGCUCUGAUUAAGGAGUUCUCUGACCCAGAGUCAGAGCAAGGACUGAUUACUGCCAUGGACCUUAAACAGGGCAGACAGGAAACCACACAGGCUUACUACAACAGACUCAGACAGGCCUACUUCAGAGCACGGAACGAGCCAGGAAUGGAACAGGAUUUCAACUUCAAAAUUCUGUUCCUCCGGAACCUGCACCCAACAGUGAGCCACCACUUGGGGGUUCUGGCUUGCCCACAGACUAUGUCCACCCAACAGCUGCGAGAUUUGGCCCAUAAGGCCUAUGUUAAACAAAAGACUGCUUCUGAAAAGACAGGAAAAAACCCCACAAUCUAUCCUGUCACUAAUCAGAGUUCUGAACUUGCUCUAGAGGGCGCCGAGCCAAGCCACACUGACAAACCUGUCAACACAAUGUCAAGGUCCUUCCCAACCAGCAGAGAGCAGCAUGGCCAUGGUGGUGCCCAUCCUAAGCACCAGUAUGAGUGCCCCAAGAGAUCCUGGGACAGGUCACAACUACCCCUCAACCGAAGGGGUGGAGCCACAUGGAAAGCCAAGAGACGGCCCGAGGGGAACCGACACUCACAGACACAAGCACCGAGCUCGGACUGCCAGCAUCAGAACCCCUCUCAACAGGCCCUGGACAAGCCCAAAUAUAAACCAUCCACAGAACAGAACCAGAAAGCUACAUCUGAAUCAGCAGAGAUCAUGAGACUUUUAAAGGAACUCCUCCAAGAAAAGCACCAUAAGGGAGAGAAAAGGGAUGAGUCAGAUCAGUUAUGACUAAGCAUUAACUCUUACCCCAACGCCCACUCAGAGUCCCCUCAAAAUGAACUUCCCAACCAGAUCACUGCUAAUCCACUGUUAACCACAGAACCAGAUAUCCCAUCACCAAGUGGUGACAUCACUCAACCACCUCAGCUGACUGCGGAACCACCAGAACCAGCCAACAUCCCGCAACACACCUCCAGCCAGGACCGCAAAGUACCAGAAAGCGCGGUUUUGGUGGUCUGCCUCCCUGACGAGCCACACAAGACCAGCUCUGACGGCUUGCCAGUCACCACACAAGCCCCAGUGCCGAGACUCCUAGGGAACCUAAUCGAAAGGGGGGGUGGCCAAAAAACUCUGGCCAUCACAUUAGAAAAUGGGGUGAGACUGGAGGCCCUGGUGGACACUGGAGCUGACAUCACUUUGAUGUCAAGCCAACUUUUUGACAGACUUCAAAGUGAAGCCAAGAGACAGAAUCGAAUUCUUAACUAUCAGAGGUGUGUGCUGAAUGUGCAAUCCUA
Sinocyclocheilus grahami is the source of this 1910-nucleotide messenger RNA. RefSeq lists its product as uncharacterized. The record is from RefSeq and is a predicted model, not a curated record. The transcript is spliced from 2 exons. The coding region runs from base 160 to 1404 and encodes 414 amino acids. Lineage: Eukaryota; Metazoa; Chordata; Actinopteri; Cypriniformes; Cyprinidae.